Hyalella azteca is the source of this 2232-nucleotide messenger RNA. Its product is annotated as UPF0739 protein C1orf74 homolog. The record is from RefSeq and is a predicted model, not a curated record. The coding region runs from base 567 to 1472 and encodes 301 amino acids. NCBI's taxonomy places the organism in Eukaryota, Metazoa, Arthropoda, Malacostraca, Amphipoda, Hyalellidae. The transcript is spliced from 2 exons.
UCUAUAUUUAUUCUUUCGAUUGAUUAAUACAAAAUUCUGCUUUUAUUUAAACGUUUCAACUUAAUCUAAUUUUUGUGCAUAGCCUAGUUAUAAUCGAGUAGGUAUCGACCAUUAUUGGACUUAAUUGGACUACGGGCCUAUGCCGCCUAUCACUACGACACCACCAGUAGGCUUUGCAACUUGCCACUUCAGAGCUACUUUUGAAUGUAGCUGCUGCUGUCAUCUGGAUUUGUUUGUAAUGAAAUUAACAGGAUUGUAUUAAAACUUUAAUCAUCACUAGCACCAUAUAUAACAUUGCUCACUAUAUUUUGAAUGAUAGGUUUAGUAAUAUUUAAUAUGAAGCAUUAGCCAUUAGAUAGUACUAUAAAACUUGGCAAACAUCACCUCAUAACUCUUCAUUAGUUCAGUAAUUUAGUGUGUCCUUAAUUUUAGAUGAUUUCUUUGGUUUGUAUGUGGUAAUAGCAAUAUUUUUAUUUACUGUUCUUUCAAAUUAUGGUGUAUAUUCCUUAGUUAGCUUUAAGACUUUAACUCUAAAAUACUAAAACAAAAAAUUCAUCAUCACAAAAAUGAGUUUAGAAAAUUCAAAUGAAUGGAGAAAGAUUUUAUCUCAGACACUUGGUAAGGAGAGUGAUGAUUUUGAUGACGAGCUUCCAUUGCUUCUAAUGGCUGUUGACCAAAGUGUCAAACCCUCAAUUUUAUGGGACUUUUCACCUGCUUCUGCCAAGGAUCUACUAACUCUACUUAAUGCCUUAAGGUCAAAAAGUCUAAUUAAAACUGCUUUAACUGUUGUUGUUAUUGAAGAUGAUUUAUUUAUUGUAAAUCUUGAUGCUCUAACUCGUAUGCUUGUUUCAUAUAUAAGUAGUGAAUACUCCUGGCUGAUUGACAUUAGUAAGAAAGAUGCUCGUAUUGCUGCUUUAAGCAUUCAUCAAUUGUACAAGAGCUACAUAUGCACUAUUCUACAGCAGCUUGGAAUUGUAACUCCAAGUAAAGGUUUGGAUAGUAGUUGUACUUCUGACUAUCAAGAACUUCUAGGUUCUGUGUCUAGUGCAUCAAGUAAUCCCCAGAAAAAUGAAUCAACUGUUCUAGGAAACAACAACUGCCAGUUGUUGACUAUCAAUUUACCAGAAGUAGCCAACUUGAGUUCCAUUUUUGGCUGUUUACUUGGCUAUCCACAAGUUUACUGGUGGGACUCUCAGUCUGACGGCACAACUCUGUCAGGCAUGCCUCUGAAGAUGUACAAGUUUACUGCUCACUACCAAGCUCAUGGAGACCGAACUGGAAACGAGCCGCUUGCUGAGGAUAACUCACAGGAAAUGUUUUCAUUUAGUGUUCCAGAACCUCUCGAGGCAGAGCUCAGGCCAUCUGUUGUUCAGUGGGCCAAUGUUGUUAACACUCGUGUUGAACAAGCUGGCAACUUUACUCAAGCAAAGUGUAAUUGCGAUCCUGUUUUGUGUUUACAAGUCUCGCUCUGAAAAUCUUUUCAGUUUCACGCGUGGUAUAUAGUUAUAUUUAAGUGCAUCCAAUUCUGUAAAUACUUUUUGAGGAAAAUUUGAAAGCAUUCCGUUGGCGUCUAUCUAAAAAUUUAUCUUGUUCAUUUAUUGUUUUCUCUGUCGUGUACCUUUCUUUACCUGCAGACAAUUGCUGCCAAGACGCUGGCAUGUAAUGUAUGUUUUGGUUUCAUUUUAUUUUAAAGCUAAUGCAUUAACUUCUAACUUGAUAUGUUAGCUGCAAAACCUCUGUUUUAUUUUUUCUUUGUAUGAGAUCUUUGUUACGUAGAUAUUUUGUAUGCGUAGUGUUGUUCGGUGCAGGAAUUCAGAUCAGCCAUUGAAUUAACUUGAUAGGUUUUCUGCAAAACCUCUGUUUUUUAUAUGAGAUCUUUAUUAUGUAGAUUUUGUAUAGUGCACUUUGGUUCAGGGGUUCAGAUCAGCCAAGUAAUAUGUUAGAGUUCACUAUUUAAAUUUCUUACGAUUUUUAACCUAAAUGAUGUAAUUUUAGGAUGGUAUAUUUAGUGAAUAAUUUCGCUCUGUGGGUGGUCUUCAGAUAGGGUAAAGAGCGUGAAUCCAUCGUGAAGAGAGGCGGCGAUCCAUCCUGGCCUGGUACUGCUACGUCCGAAACAAAUACCAAGGGUAUAGAGCCUUGACUUUCUCAAUGAACGACCUAUUUCUUUAAAGCUUUUACUGUGUCCUCGAAAAUACAAUUAUAAUUUUUUUAAAUAAUUAGUUAGAUUCUUAU